ACGGUCCAGCAGCCGCAAGCGCUCAGCAGCCCCCGGGGAACCCGAGAGCGCCCGACCCCGCGAGGGGGGCUCUGAGGGCGCGGCUAAGCGGAGCCCCGAGCCUGCCAGCGCCGCUGCCCGCCGGGCCCCGGGAGCGGGGGCCAAGAUGUCCGUGCCGAACGUGCUGGCUAAGGCCCUCUAUGACAACGUGGCUGAGUCCCCAGAUGAGCUGUCUUUCCGCAAGGGCGACAUCAUGACAGUGCUGGAGCGGGACACACAGGGCCUGGAUGGUUGGUGGCUCUGCUCGCUGCAUGGGCGCCAAGGCAUCGUGCCUGGGAACCGCCUCAAGAUCCUGGUGGGCAUGUAUGACAAGAAGCCAGCAGGACCUGGCCCCGGCCCACCCACCCCCUCGAGCCAGCCUCCACCUGGCCUCCACACCCCGGCUGCCCAGUACACAUCCAUGCUGCCCACUGCCUACCCGCCCCAGCCCGACAGCGUCUACCUGGUGCCUACCCCCAGCAAGACUCCGCAAGGCCUCUACCAGGCCCCCGGGCCCAGCCCACAGUUCCAGUCUCCCCCGGCCAAGCAGGCAUCCACGUUUUCCAAGCAGAUGCCACAUCACCCGUUUCCCAACUCAUCCCCAGACCUUUACCAGGUGCCCCCAGGGCCUGGCAGCCCCGCCCAGGACAUUUACCAGGUGCCACCUUCUGCUGGGAUAGGGCACGACAUCUACCAGGUCCCUCCAUCCAUGGAUGCACGCAGCUGGGAGGGGACGAAGCCACCGGCAAAGGUGGUGGUGCCCACCCGUGUGGGGCAAGGCUAUGUGUUUGAGGCCUCCCAGCCAGAGCAGGACGAGUAUGACAUCCCACGCCACCUGCUGGCCCCUGGGCCCCAGGACAUCUACGACGUGCCCCCUGUUCGGGGGCUGCUUCCCAGCCAGUAUGGCCAGGAGGUAUACGACACACCCCCUAUGGCUGUCAAGGGUCCCAACGGCCGGGAUGCGUCACUGGAUGUGUACGACGUGCCUCCCAGUGUGGAGAAGGGCCUGCCGCCGUCCGACCACCAUGCGGUGUACGACAUUCCUCCAUCGGUGAGCAAGGACGUGCCUGAUGGCCCACUCAUGCGUGAGGAGACAUAUGAUGUGCCCCCAGCCUUCGCCAAAGUCAAGCCCUUUGACCCAACCCGCCACCCACUGGUCCUCGCUGCACCCCCUCCAGACUGCCCCCCGACUGAGGAUGUGUAUGACGUGCCUCCCCCUGCCCCUGACCUCUAUGAUGUGCCCCCCGGCCUGCGGCGGCCUGGCCCCAGCACCCUCUAUGACGUGCCCCGGGACCGGGCUCUUCCUCCAGAGGUGGCUGAUGGCGGCAGGGCAGACGACGGCGUGUACUCAGUGCCCCCCCCGGCUGAGCGGGAGGCCCCGGCUGAUGCCAAGCGCCUGUCAGCCUCCAGCACAGGAAGCACACGCAGCAGCCAGUCGGCGUCCUCGCUGGAGGUGGCAGUACCAGGCCGGGAGCCCCUGGACAUGGAGGUGGCCAUGGAGGCCCUGUCACGGCUGCAGCAAGGUGUGAGUGCCACUGUUGCCCACCUCCUGGACCUGGUGGGCAGUGCCACCACAAGUGGGACCUGGCGCAGCAACACUGAGCCUCAGGAGCCCGCAGCCCAGGACCUGCGGACUGCUGUGGCUGCUGUCCAGGGGGCUCUCCAUGAGCUGCUGGAGUUUGCCCGCAACGCCGUGGGCAGUGCUGCCCACACAUCUGACCGUACACUGCAUGCCAAGCUUAGCUGGCAGCUGCAGAAGAUGGAAGAGGUACACCAGACUCUGGUGGCCCACGGUCAAGCUCUCGACAGUGGCCGGGGAGGCCCAGGGGCCACUCCAGAAGACCUGGACCGCCUGGUGGCCUGCUCACGGGCUGUGCCCGAGGAUGCCAAGCAGCUGGCCUCUUUCUUGCAUGGCAAUGCUUCGUUGCUCUUCAGACGGACCAAGCCCUCUGUUCCUGGGCCAGAGGGGGGCGGCCCACUGCACCCCAACCCCACUGACAAGGCCAGCAGUAUCCAGUCCCGGCCCCUGCCCUCGCCCCCCAAGUUCACCUCCCAGGACUCACCAGAUGGGCAGUAUGAGAACAGUGAGGGGGGCUGGAUGGAGGAUUACGACUACGUCCACUUGCAGGGGAAGGAAGAGUUUGAGAAAACCCAGAAGGAGCUGCUGGAAAAGGGCAACAUCACGCGGCAGGGGAAGGGCCAGCUGGAACUGCAGCAGCUGAAGCAGUUUGAGCGGCUAGAGCAGGAAGUGUCACGGCCCAUAGACCACGACCUGGCCAACUGGACGCAGGCCCAGCCGCUGGCCCCCGGGCGGACAGGAGGGCUGGGGCCCUCUGACCGACAGCUGCUGCUCUUCUACCUGGAGCAGUGCGAGGCCAACCUGACCACGCUGACCAAUGCGGUGGAGGCCUUCUUCACCGCUGUGUCCACCAAUCAGCCGCCCAAGAUCUUUGUGGCUCACAGCAAGUUCGUCAUCCUUAGUGCCCACAAGCUGGUGUUCAUCGGGGACACGCUGUCGCGGCAAGCCAAGGCAGCCGACGUGCGUAACCAGGUGACCCACUACAGCAACCUGCUCUGUGACCUCCUGCGGGGCAUCGUGGCCACCACCAAGGCUGCCGCCCUGCAGUACCCCUCGGCCACCGCCGCCCAGGACAUGAUGGACAGGGUCAAGGAGCUGGGCCACAGCACCCAGCAGUUCCGCCGAGUCUUGGGCCAGCUGGCAGCUGCCUGAGUGCAGACGACCAGAGGGACGGAGGGCGGUGACGGGCCGAGCUGUCCCAGAAAGGCACUAUGGAUGCGGGCACAGGACAGCAGCUCCGCCCGGCGCAGUGCCCCAGCCUGAGCAGGAUUUGUGUAUAUUUAUGAUGGGUCGGGAAGCAGGGCUGGGUCCUGGGAGCGGAGGCCGGGGCGGGCUGGCGGCCCGCCCUCAGUGGGCUGGAAGGGUCCCAACACGGGGCCGGGUCAAGGGUGCCCAGGUGCCUUGACCGAGGGCUCACUCCUGAGGGUGCUGUGUCCCCCAGCAGGCACGUGCCGCAGCGGUGUGUUCCUUCUCUGCACCAGGAGAGAACUCUAAAGAACUAUUUUUCAUUAUUGAUUUUCCAAUCACUUGACUAAUAGUCUACAUUUAAAUAAAAUUUGAAA
Condylura cristata (star-nosed mole) is the source of this 3159-nucleotide messenger RNA. RefSeq names its product breast cancer anti-estrogen resistance 1 (gene BCAR1). Gene Ontology annotation, molecular function: protein binding. The coding region runs from base 146 to 2749 and encodes 867 amino acids. NCBI's taxonomy places the organism in Eukaryota, Metazoa, Chordata, Mammalia, Eulipotyphla, Talpidae. Gene Ontology annotation, cellular component: plasma membrane; focal adhesion; cytoplasm. The transcript has 7 exons. The record is from RefSeq and is a predicted model, not a curated record. Gene Ontology annotation, biological process: cell migration; cell surface receptor protein tyrosine kinase signaling pathway.